CAGCCACCAGCUUCCGCCGCCGCUGGUUGUCGCCGGAAGCACCACCAAUAGCCACAACAGCUUCAGCAGCGACGGCCUUAAGCUCCCCGUCGAAGAUCUCUCAGCUUUCCACCACAUCUCCCACGACAAUGCCUCUGUUCCAGCACCUGUUGAUCAAAUCCAGAACCAAAACACUAACCAUUUGAUCCACCAGAUGAUUCACGAUUCCUCGUUCGGUCAGUCCAAUUGGGACGAGGGUCCUCAGGAUUUCGUCGUCGACGACCAUCAGAAUUCCGGGUUUGGUAUGAACCCUUCAGCUCAGUUGUCCGAACAUCCAAACCCUCCAACUCCAGAUCUUCUCAGCUUGUUGCACUUACCUAGAUGCUCUGGCUCUGUCUCUUUGCUUCCACAUUCGUCGAUCUCGCUGCCAACUUCGAGCCUUUCGGAUAUCAUGGCUGCCUCUUGCGUUACUUAUGACCCGCCCUAGCCUCCAUUGAUCCCUACGAACGAGUAUUCCCCCCAGGCUGGCUUCUUGCUCGGGAUGGAGAAUCAGAGAGAGGCCGCCAAUGCAGGAGUGCUUUACACGGAUGGGAAUGGCACUCAGUUCGAUAGUGGAAUCCUCGAAUUCACCAAAGAUAUCAGUGGCUGUAUCCGCAAAGGAAGAGGAUCCCGAAAGAACAAGCACUUCACGACGGAGCGUGAGCGUAGAAGUCACUAUAACGAUAGGUUUGAAGCCUUGAAGAAACUCAUUCCAAACCCUACUAAGACAGACAGAGCUUCGAUUCUUGGAGAAGCGAUCGAGUACAUUCAGGAGCUGCUCAGAAGAGUGAGCGAGCUCAAGUAUCUGGUGGAGAAGAAACGGUGCGGGAAUAAGAGACAGAAAACAGAAGAAGAGGAUAUCGAAAACCCGGAAAACAAACCGGAGAUCUACAACAGCAGCAACAGCAACAACUCCUUGAGAUGUUCUUGGUUGCAGAGGAGAUCGAAAGUCACUGAAGUGGAUGUCCGUAUCAUUGAUGAUGAAGUAACCAUCAAAGUGGUGCAGAAGAAGAAGAUCAACUGCUUGUUGUUUGUCUCCAAGGUUCUCGACCAGCUUCAGUUGGAUCUCCACCAUGUCGCGGGCGGACAGAUCGGUGAGCAUUACAGCUUCCUGUUCAACACCAAGAUAUACGAAGGAUCAACGAUAUACGCGAGUGCAAUAGCGAGCAGGGUGAUCGAAGUCGUGGAUAAACAGUACAUGUCUGCCCUCCCUGUCAACAACUACUGAAGCCUUCAUAUGCAUCGUUGCCAUGAUGUGUUUCUCUGCCCUUUCCCUCCUAAUGUUGCAACUCAUCAAUCUCUGUUUUCUUUCUUAGAUCCUUUUAUGUUUGCUUUAAACACAACCUCUAUAAUCUCAGAUAUUGUCCUUUUUUAAUUCA
Molecule: messenger RNA, 1397 nt
Organism: Tarenaya hassleriana
Lineage: Eukaryota; Viridiplantae; Streptophyta; Magnoliopsida; Brassicales; Cleomaceae
Product: transcription factor bHLH91-like
Exons: 3
Biological process (GO): anther wall tapetum development; regulation of DNA-templated transcription
Molecular function (GO): protein dimerization activity
Source: RefSeq, a predicted model, not a curated record